Fusarium pseudograminearum CS3096 is the source of this 9291-nucleotide messenger RNA. RefSeq names its product NPS19 (gene NPS19). Gene Ontology annotation, biological process: transmembrane transport; biosynthetic process. Bases 1 to 9291 code for a protein of 3096 amino acids. Gene Ontology annotation, molecular function: ABC-type transporter activity; phosphopantetheine binding; ATP binding. The transcript has 9 exons. Gene Ontology annotation, cellular component: membrane. The record is from RefSeq and is a predicted model, not a curated record. NCBI's taxonomy places the organism in Eukaryota, Fungi, Ascomycota, Sordariomycetes, Hypocreales, Nectriaceae.
AUGGCUUCAGCUGAAGCUUCUGCAGACGACCAUCAACGCGCUGUUCUUGAACGACAAUUGCAUGGUCUACCGAAUGAUGCAGACCAGCCAAAUUCCAAGCCAAACAUUAUCAUCUACGCGACAAGACUGGACAAAGUCAUUCUCAGCCUAAGCUCCAUCUGUGCCAUCAUUGCUGGUGCCUUGAAUCCUCUUGUUCCUGUUAUCUAUGGUCUUCUCGUCAGCGUAUUCAAUGGCUUCAGCAAUGGAUCAGUGGAAGCUUCUGAGCUUCGCUCCGAGAUUUCCACCUUUAGUCUCUACUAUGUCUACCUAAGUAUUGCUCUUUUCGUAUUCACUUACCUGGGCACCCUCGGUUUCUACUUCAGUGGCGACCGCAUCGCCAGAGCCUUACGUAUAGCCUACCUCGAGGCUGUCAUACGUCAAAACAUGGCCUUUUUCGAUGUUUUGCGCCCCGGAGAGAUCUCUACCCGUAUCAUGUCCGAUAUGGGUAUUCUUCAGGAAGCCAUCACCAGUAAAACAUCAAUCAUGCUCAGCGCCGUCGCCACUUUCUGUGCUGCUUUCAUCAUCUCCUUCAUCAUGUACUGGAAGACCGCUCUGAUAUUGAGCCCCUUUUUCGUUACCAUGCUUCUCAUGUUUUCUGUCGGUGGUUCAUAUAGUGUGAAGCAUCAGAAAGUGUCGAGACAAAAGUACGGUCAUGCGGCUGGCAUCCCGGAAGAAGCCUUUGGCGCUAUCAGGCAAGUAGCUGCUUUUGGGAUGCAGACUUUUGUGAAAGAAAAGUACUCCCAGGGCCUGAAGGAAGCGGCAGUAGCAGAACGAAAGGCACAGAUCAUCGUCGCUUGUCUGAUCGCCUCCAUGUGCGCCAUGCCGUGUCUCAUCUAUUCUCUUUCGUUCUGGACAGGGUCAAUCUUCUUGGUUAGGGGCGAGACGUCCGUGUCUGCCAUCACAUCGACUACACUAGCAGUGACGAUUGGUAUGUUUGCCAUCAUUCGCAUUGCUCCCUCCAUGCAAGCACUCGUUUCUGGUAUUGCUAUCUCUGGAUCUUUGUUCGAGACAAUUUCCAGAAGAUCUCCACAGGAUCCAUUGGGAGAUAAGGGAGAGAUUCCGGGAUCAUUAUCUGGAAACAUCCAAUUGAACAAUGUCGACCUUGUCUACCCUUCUAGAGACCAGGCAAAAGUACUGGACAAUGUCACUUUACAUUUCUCUGCCAACAAAACGACUGCCAUAGUCGGUCCAUCUGGAGGUGGAAAAAGUAGCAUCUUGGGUCUUGUUGAACGAUUCUAUGAACCUACCAGUGGCUCAGUUUCUGUGGACGGAAAUGACAUCCAGUCUCUUAAUCUGCGCUGGCUCCGGCAACAGAUUGGACUGGUCGAUCAAGACCCCGUUCUUCUUGAUACUUCCAUUUCCGAGAAUAUCUGGUACGGCUGUGCAGAUGCAAAUGACACAACACCUGAGAGCAAGCGCCUUGACUUGGUUAUCGAAGCAGCCAAGAAGGCGUAUGCUCACGACUUCAUCAUGGCUUCACCAAACGGGUAUCAGACCCGUGUUGGUGAGAAAGGGAUGCAGCUGUCGGGGGGUCAAAGACAACGAAUUGCAAUUGCUCGUGCACUCAUUCGGGACCCAAAGAUUCUUCUUCUGGAUGAAGCCACUUCUGCUCUCGACUCAGCAUCAGAAAAGGCCAUCCAGGCUGCUAUUGACAUUGCUUCCAAGCACCGUACCACAAUCAUCAUUGCUCAUAGACUGUCAACUAUCAGGAACGCCGACCUGAUUGUUGUGCUGAGCCGAGGUCAGAUUGCUGAUCAGGGCACUCACGAUGAACUCAUGGCUCGAAAUGGGUUGUAUGCAGACCUGAUCGAGAAGCAGCAGAUAAAAGAGGAGAGCCAGAAACAGGCUGGUGCUUCAAUCGGCCAGGACGAUGAUGUCGAUGUAAUGCUACCUGGAACACAGGGGGCUACUCAAGAAUCAGAGAAUGAGAAGGCUGGGACCACAGAGACAACAAGACUUGAAGGUACAACGAAUGAAGACACUGAUUUAUCUGUGCCCAACAGAAAAGGUGCUUUCUCGUUCCUGCUCGCCAUGAGUAAACCAGACUGGAAGGUUCUCACAAUCGGUCUCAUCUGCUCCCUCCUCGCAGGCUUAGAAAUUCCAGCGGAAUCCAUCUUCUUCGCCAAGCUGCUCACGAUUAUUGGCCUCCCUGAGAACAAGUACCCCCAACUCAGGAGAGAUGUAAACCUGUGGUCUGGCCUCUACGUGGCCCUUGCAGCGGCAGGAUUUGUAUUAUGGUUGGGUGUUGGAACAACUCUAGCAUAUGCUACACAGAAACUCUCGAAACGUGUCCGAGAAACAUGUUGUGACAAAAUCACUGUUCAAAGCAUGGAAUUCUUUGAUGAGGCCAAGAACUCUCCCAGUGCACUUUCCAAUGCCCUCUCAAAAGGCACUGACGACCUCGCCGGGAUGGGCGGCUCAGUCAUGGGCGGCAUUCUGACUUUUACAGCUACCAUUAUCGGUGGUAUUGCUGUCUCUCUCGCCGUCGGAUGGAAGUUGGCCCUGGUGUGUACAGCCACCAUCCCAGUCGUCGUGGCCUGCGGAUGGCUACGUCUCCAAGUCCUUGCUGCGUUUGACGCUCGCAUCAGGCAAAGCGGAGUGGACUCGGCUGCAUACGCCGGCCAGAUCGUGAGAUCAAUGAGGACUGUGGCUUCCUUGGGCCUGGAGAAGCGAGUACUUGGUAUGUACGGCGGGUUCCUAUCCAACCAUGCAGCCAAGUCUCUCCGAUCGAUACUCGUCACGUCUGCUCUAUAUGCUGCCUCGCAAUCUGUGGUCUACUUGUGUGCCGCGCUGGGUUUCUGGUAUGGUGGAACUCUGAUCGCCAAUGGAGAGUACUCUGCUUUUCAAGUCUACGUCUGUUUCGUCUGCCUUAUUUCAGGAUCACAAAUUGCUGGAUCCAUUUUCACUUUUGCCCCUGACGCUGGCAAGGCGAUGCACGCCGCUCAAGAACUUCAGAAGAUUGCGGAGCUUCCGGACGGCGAGAAGGAAACACAACAAUCCCAUGUCACUGAGCACACACACGAGAAGAAAGCAGUAGCAAACCAUCUUCUUGAUGGACCUGACCCUUGGCAGGUGACAUUCCAGGACGUCUCAUUUGCAUACCCCUCACGUCCUCACAAACCCGCUCUGAAUCACUUCACUGUCUCCGUUGAGCCAGGUAAAACACUUGCCCUGGUCGGUCAGAGUGGCAGUGGUAAGAGUACUUGUCUUGCUUUACUAGAGCGCUUCUACGCACUACAGCACGGGCAGAUUCUCGUUGACGGGCAAGACAUCCGCAGCCUCGAUCUGAACAGUUAUCGACUGGCGAUUUCACUGAUCAGUCAAGAAGCCGUCAUCUUCUCAAGUUCUAUGAGGGAAAAUAUUGCAGUUGGCGUUGUGGGACAAGAUGUCAAUGACGAUGAGAUUCUGGCCGCGUGUCGUCAAGCAAAUAUCCUCGACUUUGUCAAUUCCCUACCUGACGGACUCGCAUCACCAGUAGGAACAGGUGGUAGUAUGCUCAGCGGCGGCCAAAAACAACGCAUCGCCAUCGCCAGGGCAUUUUUACGAAAGUCUAAGCUACUCUUACUUGAUGAAGCUACAUCUGCAUUAGACAGUGAAUCCGAAGCAGUUGUGCAGACAGCCAUCGAAGCGGUCAAGAAGGACCGGACAACGAUCAUGGUAGCUCAUCGAUUGAGCACAGUUAUGAAUGCUGAUGUGAUAUGUGUCAUGCGUGAGGGAUCUGUAGCUGAGAUAGGUUCAAAGCCGUCAGUCAAUGGGAAUGGCGCGUCCCACGAGCUGCAGAUGGAAUAUUGGACUCGACAACUCGAGAGGAGCAACCCAGCCGAAUUUCUGUUUGACAAGCCACGACCAAGAGUACUCUCUACAAGCAACAUCAGUAGACAGGAGCUCAAGAUCACCGGCUCACUCUACGACCACCUUCAGCGGUUCUGCAAGGACCAUCAAGUGCCCCUCAUUUCCAUCCUGCUCGCCGCAUUUAGGGUAACUCACUACAGACUCAGUGGUACCGAAGACGCUACCAUUGGAACCAACAAGUCUGGAGCAAGCCUGGGUCCGGAAGAUGUUGAUACUAAGCAAUCCCCCAACACCCGACUAUCCUCGAGAGACUUGCAGUGCAUUCGAAUCAAAGUUCAAGACGAGCUCACAUUCGAACAAGUUGUACGAUUAGUCGAUGAGACUUUGAAGAAUGCACAUCUCAAUCAACAAAUCUCGUUCGAGGAUCUCGUCUCUCAGAUAUUUCCCCAAGGGUCAGAUCUGUCUCGACAUCCCCUGAUCCAGACGGCAUUUUCUUUGGACUCUGUACGUCCAAUUGAAGCCCCUGUUACAGCAAAUGGAGACACAGCUGAGAAACGCUCAAGCAACCUCCCCGUGUUGGAUCUUGAGUUCCGUCUAUCACAAGCUUCCGGAGGUCUCUAUGGACACGCCUUUUUCUGUCAGGACCUCUUCCAUGAAGAAACUAUUCGCGCCAUCAUCGAGGUUUUCUACGAGGUCUUGACUCGCGGAAUGGAGGAGCCCCAGACCCCUAUUGCCUCGUUGCGGAUAAGCGGAAAUAAUACCCCUGAGAUAAACACGACAUCUUCAGACUCUCGGUACUCUCGCGACUCGAGUAUCAUCGAAGUCUUUCAACGUCAAGUAACCGCGAUGCCUACUGCCAUGGCUGUUAAGGAUUCACUCCAGCAGAUGACAUACGACGAACUUGACAAAGCCUCCGGCAUUAUUGAGGUAUGGCUGAAAAACAAGGGACUUGCGCCAGAGACUCUUGUCGGUGUCUUGGCACCACGCUCUUGUCAGGCAGUUGCUGCCAUCCUGGGUAUUCUCAAGGCCAACCUGGCUUAUAUGCCUCUGGAUGUCAAGGCGCCAGCGUCUCGCAUUAACGCAAUUCUCUCAGCGGCUCCGGGUCAUAGACUAAUUCUUGUUGGUCCUGAUGUUGUAUUCCCGGAGUUACCACAAGCAGACGUUACACUUGUCUCGAUUCUGGAGAUCUUCGAAGCCCGACAGUCUGAGACUAUCGCGGAAGCGAAAAAACCCUCAGCAACAAGCCUGGCAUAUGUCAUGUUUACAUCGGGAUCGACUGGUCAACCCAAAGGUGUCAUGAUCGAGCACCGCGGCGUUGUACGUGCUGCUGCUGUUCUUUCACCAAUUUGGGGUACAUGUCCCGUGGCACAUAUAGCAAACAUUGCCUUCGACACGUCCACGUCCGAGAUAUACACUCCUCUGUUUAACGGCGGCACAAUCAUAUGCGUUGAUGACGUGGUUGCUGUCGACGCACCCCGUCUGGGAGAGCUCUUUCACAAAGAAAAAGUCGAAGUUGCGGUGUUGGCGCCGGCAUUAUUGAAGCAGUGUCUCUCCGCUUCUCCAUCAACCUUGGAAGCGUUGCGUAUACUAUUCACGGCUGGAGAUCGACUGGAUGCCCAAGAUGCGAGAAGAGUACUGGAUUUGGUUCGUGAAGGUGUCUUUAAUUCUUACGGGCCUACCGAGAACUCGGUUUUGAGCACCUUGUAUCAACUGAGAAAAGAAGACAACUGUGUCAACGGUGUUCCAAUCGGACGGCCUGUCGCAUACUCGGGCGCAUACGUCGUGGACCGCGAGUUGCGAUCAGUUGCACCAGGAGUGGUUGGAGAGCUCCUAGUUACUGGAGAUGGCGUUGCCCGCGGCUACACUGACCCAGCCCGGGACGAAGGUCGGUUUGUCAACAUUAUCCUCGUUGAAGGACACGAACCGGUGAGGGCAUACAGGACCGGAGACCGUGCUCGGUGUCGCCCUGUUGAUGGGCUGCUGGAAUUCUUCGGACGCCUAGACUACCAAGUCAAGAUCAGGGGCCACCGUGUCGAGCUACCGGAGGUGGAACAGGCCCUGAUGAUGGCAGAUGAGACUAUCAUAGAUGCUGUGACGGUUGUUCGUGAAGUUGGGGAAGAGAGUGAUCGAGAUGUCGAGCUUGUCAGUUUCGUCACAAUCUCCGAGAUGGAUGUGAGCGAGAGUAGCCACACAAAUGGAGAGACCUCAGGCGCAUUUGCUGCGGAAGAUAAAACGGAGCAGGGACAAGUCGACGCAUGGAAAGAACACUUUGACAAGUCAUCAUACGCUGACAUCGAAAGCCACAUCGAUACUGACAAGCUGGGAAGGGACUUUGUCGGGUGGACUUCGAUGUAUGAUGGGACGUCCAUCAACCUGAACGAGAUGAACGAAUGGUUGGACGAUACCAUGACAACACUUCUCGGUGGGGGGGAGCCUAGGAAUGUUCUCGAGAUCGGGACAGGAAGUGGCAUGAUCCUGUUCAACCUCCCCCGAUCUAUACAAAGCUACGUUGGUCUAGAACUAUCAGAGCAGGCGGCUGUUUUCGCGAAUAAAGCAGCCAAUACGAUUCCUGCUUUACGACAGAAAGUCGAUGUGCGUGUCGGCACAGUCACUGACCUUACCUCCAUCGAUCGCCCUCGCUUUAACAAUCCGGAUUUGGUCGUCAUCAACUCUACAGUCCAAUACUUCCCCGGACCAGAUUAUUUGCUCAAGGCGAUCGAGAAUCUCCUACAGUUGGGCAGUGUCGAAAGACUGUUUAUAGGUGACGUGCGGUCAUAUGCCCUAUAUCGAGAGUUCCAAGUCAGCAAAGCACUUCACGGUAUCAAAUCCCAUUCACGGGUAACCAGUUUCGAUUCUCUUCGACAGAGCAUGGCGGCUAUCGAGCGUGCGGAAGAGGAGUUACUUGUCGACCCGGCCUUCUUCACUGCUCUCAAGGAGAGACUACCGAAUCUAGUUGAACACGUCGAGAUUCUGCCCAAGCGUAUGGUGGCUACCAACGAGCUGAGCUGUUAUCGGUAUGCCGUUGUGAUACAUGGCAAACCUGUUUCUACAUCGGCCAACAAACUUCCGGUGCGAGAGCUUGGAGACGGCCAGUGGAUCGAUUUCGAGAAGAACCAGUUGACCCGCCAGUCGCUCCUUGAUAUGCUAGACGGUCGUGUUGAGACAAACUCUGACCCUGAGCUUGGCAUUAUUGCGAUCAGCAAUAUUCCAUUCAGCAAGAUCGUGUUUGAACGUGGUGUUCUUGGACACCAUGAUAAUGACAAUGGCUGCAAAAGCACAGACUCAGUAGACUGGCUCGAAGUUUGCCGCGUUUCUGCUACUACUUCGAUAGACACUGGCAACUCCCUCUCAGCUGUUGACCUACAUGAAAUCGCUAGUUCUACAGGAUACUUGAUCCAAAUCAGCUGCGCUCGACAGGCGUCACAAAAUGGUGGCAUUGAUGCUGUUUUCUACCGCGACCCUUCCCCUGAAAGAGUAUCUCGGGUUCGAUUCAACUUCCCGACCGACCACGAAGGACGGGACUGGAAGUCGUUCACGAACAACCCACUGCAACAACGACACUGGAGACAAGUUGAGGAGAAACUUCGGUCACAUCUCAAAGCACGUCUGCCAUCGUAUAUGGUACCCUCUGUGGUUCGGGUGCUGGAAGCUAUGCCCCUUAAUGACAACGGCAAAGUCGACCGUCGAGAAUUGACCAAGAAAGCACAGACUUUGGUGAUUUCGAAGCCGUUCUCUGGUAGUUCAUCAGCUUCCAAGUCCAGGGAUCCUCCACGGACUAGACUUGAAAGCGCAGUGUGUGAUGAAUUCGCAAGUGUCCUUGGCCUGAGCCAGGAUGAUGUUGGCAUUUCUGACGACUUUUAUCACUUGGGCGGACACUCACUCCAGGCUGCUAGACUGGUAUCACGGUUGAACCAGCGACUUGGCUGUCGACUAUAUGUGUCGGAUCUAGUUCGCUCACCGACACCAAUGGUACUUGGUUCGCUGAUAGCCAACUUGCCGACCAACAUCCCCAACGGCAAUGGAGUAAACGGCGACAAGAGUGAUGGGACAAAGGUAGGUAUCAACGGGCAGACCAACAACAACCUAGAGCCACCGAGAGGGUUCUCGGAACUGUACAGUCGACCCCAGUCCAAGUUCACCAUUGUCCUGAUCCAUGGCCUUUGGGGGCAGGGCAGUGUCUUCGCACCCAUGGUUCCUUUUCUUGAUCCUCUAUUCGACGUCCUGGUUCUCGAUGACCCCUUCUUUGGUCAAGCUCAAGGACCUGAGUCAAUUCAGCAAUGGGCCGAGAUCUAUCUGGACCAUGUGCAGGAGCGACUAGGCGACAGGUCUGGAAGCACUCUCAUAUUUGGAGGGUACUCCCUUGGUGGACUUAUUGCAUACGAGAUGGCUUCGCUUUGGCAUUCGAGACAUGACGAAUAUCCGGCUUUACUACUUCUUCUUGACGCAGCGAUGUAUGUGUCGUACGCAGGCAACGAUAAUGAGCUCGAGUAUGGUCUCACUCUGUUCGGAGAGGAGCAGAAACAGAUGGUUCACGAUCAUUACUCCAAGAUUUCACCAUUGACCAAACGAGAGCCGUCUACGAUCAAGCCAUAUCUCGGUUCUUGUUUUUGCUUGUUGACCCCUGAAUCUGAUGAUAAAGGGGCUGCGGCAUGGUGGUCCAAACGAUGCCCAAAUCUUCAAGUAGACUCGAUAGACUGUUCGCACCAUGACUUGAUUGGUAAAUCUUUGUUUUCACUCGUUACAAUGAAUUUCAAGCUACUCAUUUUGACCUUCACCCUCGGCGUCUUCGCUGCCGAGCCCUCUAUAUCACCAUUCUUCGCUUCCCGGUUCGGGAAACCCGACUCAAACAUCACCUUCACGGACACAAAUGGUACAUCUCAUACCCUCUACAACAAUGACUGGGAACCCAACUACGCCGCCAUCCAAGCCAGAUCCAACCUAGAGACGCGCUUCAAGACAGGCGGGUUUCUCGACAAAUGCAAGAACAUCCGGUACUAUCUCAGCAAGGCAGAUGACAACAACCCGCGCAAGAAUGGCUAUACCAACGGCUAUAAAAGCUCACCCUGGCUCGUGGCUGAGUGCCCUGACAAGAAGGGGAACUAUCUUUGUACUUGGCUUGAACUGGGCAAGUGCCUCGUCAACAUGGACGGAGAGCUGUACCAGGGUAAAAACGGAAACUUUCAUCAAUCUUGCACGCAAUGCAACAUCAGAGAAAACGGUCGCUGGUUCAACUGUGGCUGCUGGACCAAGUUACCCAAGGGCACCGUUCAGUGGGACGACAUCAAGAACCGUUUGAAGAGAACGACCAUUGACCUGAAUGUUGCCAUCGGAGCCCAAGACGGCUACUUGUACUGUCACGGAAACUGGGGAAUCAAGGACUUUUGCAGCGGAAGACCUUCGAAUGAUCCUUUCUCGAUCAAGUGCGAUGACAAAGGUAUGGAGCAGUAUUGCUGGCAGUAG